Molecule: messenger RNA, 3175 nt
Organism: Aspergillus candidus
Lineage: Eukaryota; Fungi; Ascomycota; Eurotiomycetes; Eurotiales; Aspergillaceae
Product: putative Avl9 protein
Exons: 10
Coding region: 382-2772 (796 amino acids)
Cellular component (GO): cytoplasm
Source: RefSeq, a predicted model, not a curated record
GGGAGAUUCAUUAACUAUUAGUAGUAAGUCAAAAUAGUUGACGAUCCCCAGCUUUUCUUCCAGUCACCGCCCGAGGAAGAGCAAACCAUUCUGCAACCCUUCGAUUUCCCCUGGUUCCAAACAAGUAAAUAUCCCCCCCCUCCCCCCGGACCAACUCUUUCUACCGUUGGUUUUGUUGUAUCUUUCUUACGGAUCAAUCAUCAUUCUUGGGUCAACACGUGAGGGGGGUUCGAUCGACCGUCGUUAUCUCUCGCCUUUUCUGGAAGGGCUGCCUUCACCCUUCGACAGGAAGGAAAUUGGCUUAGAACGUGUCAUUUUCGGUGCCUGUUUUUGUUAUUUCUUUUUUUUUAAUAAGUCACACCCCACAUAAAACCCUCCGCUAUGGCUAGUACCUCGAGUCAACAGGUGCCCAUUGUGAUGGUCAUUGAUUUCCACCAUGCAAGGGGCCCCGAGAUCGAGCACUGUAUAGGAAACGAGGGGACCGACCCCGCGGUGGAAAAUGACUGGUCUUUAUUACCAUUCAUGGCGCUAUCGGACGGCGCGCAUAUGUCGACCGAGGAAUUCUCGUAUUUCACCCUGCACCAGAAAGAGACCGCCACGGAGCCGGCGACUUCGCUUUUCGGUAUCGCUUGCGCCAGGCAGAUCGACGCGAGCAUUCUCAAGUACAAGCCGCCGGAGGUUACGCGGUCUACGGUGCAGAAGGCUGUCGUGGUGGUGACGGAUAGUCCCCAAUAUCUGGGCCAAUUGAGGGAGAAAUUGUCGGUGGUGACGACGGCUUGGUUUGCGCAACGGGACUUUUCGGACUUUGAUAUCCUCAAGAAAUUCCGGGAAGGGCUGGUGAUCAGCCUAGAGAAGAAUGAGGGCUUCAAAGACCAAAACUUGGGACUUUCUCUGCGGGAGAUGAUCCACGAGUUCAAGUAUCAGACGCUUGUAUUGUUCAAGGCUUUGCUUCUACAGCCAAAGAUGCUGUUCUUCGGCUCGAGAUGCGAACGCCUGUGCAUGAUCCAGUUCUCGCUCGUCUCUCUCAUACCGGGCCUUAUGAACAGUCUGGGGGACUGUGCCGAUCCCUCAUUCGAUAAUUAUGCACGAACCGUCCAGAAACCGACCUCCCUCAAAACUAGCGACAGAAGCUCUUUACUAUCUUAUAUGGGUCUGCCAUUGCAAAUUUUUGGAAAGGGCAGCAUGUUCGGGCCGUACACACCAUUACAGCAGCUGGAUCUGCUCGCAGAUGACGGAACCAAGUCAUACGUUGUCGGGUCGACAAAUUCGUUGCUCUUGCAGCAGAAGGACCGCUAUAGUGAUAUUUUAAUCAACCUUGACGAAGACACCAUCAACAUCUCAUCCCUGACUUUACGAAAUGCAUUGGCGCUGUCGACUGCGGAUAGACGUUGGAUCGACCUCCUUACCCAAAUCAUCAACGAAACGUGGGAUGAAAGCCACCCGGAACGCCCCAAAACGCACGGCUAUAUGGGAUCCGAGGAGUUCAUCAGACUUCAAUUCGAGGAAUACUUACUCGCACUACUCGCCUGCAUGAAGUACCACGAAGAACUUGACUCGUUCAACGCCGGUGAUCCUGGUCGGAGGACCCAGGAGCAGAUAGAUGGACUUAACAUUGAAGGCGAUCCGGCGUUGGAAUUCAACGGAGAGUUCCUGGCAAUGUGGCAAAACACCUCCAACUACGCUCUCUUCUCGCGUCUCACAUCCGAUGCCCUGCCUUUCUCGAUCGUCGAACCCCGUCAUCCUUGCGCUGGAGGCCUCACAAUCGACGACGUCCAACGGCGCAUCUCGCAACAGGUCGCAGAUCUCCAUCUCGACGACCGCGUCCGCGAAGGCCGCGAAGCGCUCAACCGGCAUCUAAGCACCGGCCAGAAGAAAAUGAGCGCCGCCUUCAACAGCUUCUGGUCCGACAUCGAAUCGAUGCGCGAGGCCCAGAAAAAGCGCAACGAAGAGAAGGCAAUGCAGUCGCAGCGACAGUCCCUAGACGGAGGAUCUCCACCGCAACCACCACCUCUCCCACGUUCAAACUCGGCAGCCGCCUCGACAACAGCAGGCUCCGCUUGGAUGGGCCGCAAAGCACCCCCGCUCGACAUCAACCAAGCGCAAGCCUCAGUCAACUCCGUGGGCCAAAAGGCAGGCGCGUAUCUCAGCUCAUGGAGCUCAUGGGCCUCUGACAAACGCAAGGAGUGGCAGGAGAAGAAAUCUUCUUCCCCCUCCUCCCCCUCCUCAGUCACCUCCCCGUCGACUCCCAUCCUCGCCACCGUCGCCGAGACAACUGACGCCGAAAGGGGCAGACGGAAGUCUCUUCAAGCGCGUCGCAGCGAGGACUCGAACGCGAGCCUUUCAAGCGUCAGCCUUUCUCUCUCCCGCAGCGGAAGCCGCAGAAAGAGAUGGAGCAAUAUCCUCUUGAGGCGCGAAAGCGGCGAAUUCGGUCCCCUCCACCGAAAGGGUGAUAGCAGCGGUGAGAGCAGCGAUUACGAGCCUGUUUAUCCGAGAUCGCCCUUGUCUCGGGAAGCUCCUGUGCUCGGGGAGGACAUAAAAGAGCCGGAUGUUACGGCCACGGAUCAUCCAGAACAAGCGAGUGCCGAUACCGAAGCCCCGAAGGAACCGAAAGCCUCACCACCACCCCCGGUGACCGACAAGGAAAGCCAUACUCGGACGUCUCAAUCUCAAGACAAUGCCAAAGAGGAAGAACACGGUGAUCGCCCCCAACAGCCAACAAAUGAAGAGAAACCCCCCUUACCCUCCGAGACCGCCAGUCUUUCCACCAAAUAAUCCGUUUUUGUCCCUUUUUUGUUUCUUUUUUUUUUCUUUUCAAUAUCCAGUUUGGACCUUCUACCAGUCUUGGUCUUGGUCUUUCUUGGACAUGAUGAUCUACACGGCACUGACUUACGGGGUGGCUUUCUCUCUCUUUCAUCUUAAUCUUUUCAGCGACGUCUAUAACACAUUAUAUCACACACAUCUCAAACCAAACCGGGGAGCCAUUGGUGGCUCCCAAGCAAAUGUCCAAUCUACACCUGUUGAAACUUCGAUACCCAAAUGCAGGGCUUACUUUUGUGUUAGUACUAUCUGCUUUUUUUUUCCCACCCCUUUAUUCGCUUGUUUCAAUCUGUCAUCUAUGGGUAUGAUUAAAGCCAAAGAUAAUCGUGUAAUAUAUAUACAUACUUGAACUCAUUCA